AAUUAAAAACAGCAGAGCGCAGCCAGGAGAACGCCAAAGAGGAACAUGGGCAGCCUUCUCCAAAUCCUGCUUGCUCUAUUCAUCUCUGUCAUAGGUGCCCUCUACCUUCUGGGGUCUUUUCGCCGCAGACGAGCUGGAGAGCCGCCUCUUGAUAAGGGCCCUAUUCCCUGGUUUGGCCAUGUGCUGGAAUUCAGGAAGGACACAGCCAAAUUCCUGCAGAGAAUGAAACAAAAACAUGGAGAUAUUUUUACCAUCCAGCUGGGAGGCUUUUAUUUCCAUUUCAUCACAGAUCCACUCUCUUUUGGCUCUGUGGUCAAAGAGGCCAGAACAAAGCUGGACUUUACUAAAUUUGCAGAACAGCUAGUUGCGAGAGUAUUUGGCUAUCAUUCCAUGGAAAAUGAACACAAGGUUCUCCAGGCUUCAAGUACCAAACAUCUCAUGGGAGAUGGUCUGGUCGUCAUGACUCAGGCAAUGAUGUCCAAUCUUCAGAAUCUGAUGCUCCAUAGUGUUGGAUCAGGAGAUCAGGACAAGCAAUGGCAAGAAACUGGACUCUUUACAUACAGCUACAAUAUCGUGUUUCGUGCUGGCUAUCUGGCUCUGUUUGGGAACGAGUCGGUCAAAAGUACAGGAACUUUAGACAAAGCAAAGGCAAUUGACCGACAGAAUUCUGACGAACUUUUCAAGGAAUUCAGAAAAUAUGACCAGUUAUUCCCGAAUCUGACUUAUGGUGUCCUGGGACCCAGCGAGAAGAUGGAAGCCGAGCGUUUGAAAAGGCUGUUCUGGAGCACGCUUUCAAUAGAAAAGAUGAGAUCCAGAGACAACAUCAGUGGCUGGGUCAGUGAGCAGCAACAGAUGAGAGAUGAACAGGGCAUGCAGGAGUUCAUGCAGGAUCGAUACAUGUUUCUGCUUCUGUGGGCCUCUCAGGGAAACACUGGUCCUGCUGCGUUCUGGCUGCUAUUUUACCUGAUGAAGCACCCUGAUGCAAUGAACGCCGUGAAGAAAGAAGUUGAGGAGAUUCUGAGAGAAACGGGGCAGGAGGUGAAACGAGGCGGGCCGCUGAUUGACCUGACUAGGGAUAUGCUCCUUAAAACUCCCAUCCUAGACAGUGCAGUCGAGGAGACCCUCCGCCUGACAGCUGCCCCGGUCCUUACAAGAGCUGUUUUGCAGGAUAUGACCAUCAAGAUGGCCAGCGGACUGGAGUACAAGAUCCGAAAGGGCGACAGAGUGGCCAUUUUCCCCUACAUAGCCGUUCAGGUGGACCCAGAAGUUCACCCAGAUCCCUACACCUUCAAGUACGACCGUUUUCUCACGCCAGAUGGAAGCAAAAAGACUGAUUUCUACAAAGGUGGAAAGAAACUCAAGUACUACAACAUGCCUUGGGGUGCAGGAACCACUAUGUGUCCCGGAAGAUUCUUUGCCACAAAUGAGCUGAAGCAGUUUGUCUUUCUCAUGCUGUCCUACUUUGACUUUGAGCUGAAAAACCCAAAUGAAGAGAUUCCAGGUAUUGAUAUCAGACGAUGGGGCUUUGGCUCCAUGCAGCCAACUAAAGACGUCCAGUUUCGAUACAGACUCAGAUUUUAAAAGGUUUCAUCUUAAUAUUACACUGCAAUCUCAUACACUGAAGCUUCAACAAUAUUCCUUAAUGAAAGCGGGCUUUAAAACUGACAUGCAUGCUCACAUUUACUGGGUCCUAAAUUAUCCCAAAAUAUCUCGCAACCUGAACGUUUCAACAGUUCAAUGAGCUUUGCAUUUACUCUGUGUUGCCCAAAGACUGUGUCAGUGCAAAGAACAGAGGUUAUACUGCAUACAUAGGAACAAUAUAUUUAUAAAAACAUGUAAUUUUGUGCAUAAUAAAUCUACCUUUUUAAAAAUGUCAACAUUUUGUGCAGAUUGCUUUUUUUGGUAUUUAAGAGAAAAACAAGAUAUAUGAGGUAUAUAUUAUAUAUAAAAUAAAAUAAAUAUAUUACUCAUU
Messenger RNA from Carassius carassius (crucian carp), 1972 nucleotides. RefSeq names its product 5-beta-cholestane-3-alpha,7-alpha-diol 12-alpha-hydroxylase-like. Gene Ontology annotation, molecular function: iron ion binding; heme binding; sterol 12-alpha-hydroxylase activity. The transcript has a single exon. Lineage: Eukaryota; Metazoa; Chordata; Actinopteri; Cypriniformes; Cyprinidae. The record is from RefSeq and is a predicted model, not a curated record. Bases 46 to 1581 code for a protein of 511 amino acids.